AUGCUGCGCUUGGCAGUGGUGCUUCUAGGACUUAUGGUGGGCUUCGGCGCCGAGCUUUGCCUCGAUGAUGGUGUGGCAGAAAGUGAGCGAGCAUACAUCCAGGAUGAUUCCGGCAACAACAUUCUAAUCGGAGUCUUCGAAAUGGCUUGGGCAUCUUCCACCCUUCUUGCCGAGAUGACAGCAGUGAUGAUUCGUGAGGUGCUUGGCUUCCAUGCUCAUGUAGAUCCUACAGUGGGUGGGAAUGGAGCUUCUCCUGUCUUCGCUUUGGCAGGAUGUACCGACUUCAACGACAAAGUCAACCGGAAAUGUGGUACCCAAGAAACGACGAUUCAUGUCAGCGUGGACUCCUGGAUUGGAAGCUAUGCUUCUACCCAGAAUCAAUUUGCCAAGGAGUAUCCAAGAAUUGCCGCGGAGGACUUGGGGAGCAUGGGAUAUCUUGGCGAAGAAUCCAUGUAUGUGAGCCAGGCUAUUCUCAAUGCUGCCUACAGUGAAUCAGGUCUUGCUCUGGACUUCUACAAGAGUUACAACACUUCGCAUCAUGAUCCGAAGAAAUAUUUUGGUUCCAUCCACGAUGUGAACUUGUCAGAGUUGGCGCUCUGCAGUGAGACCGACCUGAGCGACCGGAGCCAAAUGUCGGACUAUGCCAAGUAUUCAGGCGACUAUGACGGGGUUGUCAGCCAACCAGAUGGUACAUUUGUCGCCAAGUGUACCAACGACCGCUGGUGGUAUGCCCCUGCAUGCCGUCACAACGGCUCCGCAUGUAUCCCUGUCUUCACGGCCGGGACCGGGUGGAAAGCACAGCCCAUGAUGCAAUGGUCAACGGCUUACGGAAUUCCAGCGGCUCUCGCAGUCUCUGGCUCGUGGUCCUUGUUCUUGAAGCAUGUGCGGACUUUCCAGUGUCUACACUAG
Durusdinium trenchii is the source of this 909-nucleotide messenger RNA. The record is from the annotation of a GenBank genome assembly. Lineage: Eukaryota; Dinophyceae; Suessiales; Symbiodiniaceae.